Wasmannia auropunctata (little fire ant) is the source of this 770-nucleotide messenger RNA. RefSeq lists its product as uncharacterized. The transcript has 5 exons. The annotation marks the transcript as partial. The record is from RefSeq and is a predicted model, not a curated record. Lineage: Eukaryota; Metazoa; Arthropoda; Insecta; Hymenoptera; Formicidae.
CAUUUGAUAACUCUAAGAUAAUUGAACCACAUACCAAAUUUACAAAUUAUGAAGAUUUUAAAGAGAGAACUUACGGACUAUUGCACGGCAAUACAUUACCUACGAAACCAAUUGAUCGUAUAUCACAGAAUAUGGCUAAACAAAAAUAUAUUAAUAUCGAAUUUUAUGAAGCCUGUUAUCCUAUCAGAGUGACCAUACCGAAAAAGUGUGGAUACAAAAAGGUUAUACGAAUUUGGGCACAAAACUCUGAUGAUGAAUGGUUUAUAUUAUGGGAUAAAGAAAAUCUGAACAGCUCUGUUCGGCGGGUUACAAUAUCAGGAUAUAUCGCGGAUUUACGGCCAUACGAUUUUAAGACCAAAAUGCUAAAAUUAGAAUGGGAAUACUCAGUAAGCUACAGGGCGCUAAAUGGUCAUGUAAUGCUUAUUGGCACAUCAGAAUUUAUUCUUCCUAGAAGUCCCAAAUGGAACCUAAUUUUUAAUACAACACCAGAUCGUGAAGAUCCACAUUUGGAUAUACUUCAACUUCAAGAGGACUUUGACGAAUAUUGCAUUAUUUGUAAAAGCGAUAUAAUAGAAAGUUUUCAUAAAAGUAAGCUUGGACACGAGCAAGUGUCUCAACAGAUGGCCCCUGAAGUGCCAUCUUUUAGGCAGGGAUAUUUGCAUCGCUUUUUAAAAAGUUAUUUGGAUUAUAAAAAGUGUGUGAAAGAUGUCAAACUUCCUUCAGAUGAAUCCAAAGAGAUAAUAUCUACUUGCAAUUUUUCAACGCUCUCU